Brettanomyces nanus is the source of this 3156-nucleotide messenger RNA. RefSeq lists its product as uncharacterized. The record is from RefSeq and is a predicted model, not a curated record. Gene Ontology annotation, molecular function: ATP binding; nucleic acid binding. The transcript is spliced from 2 exons. NCBI's taxonomy places the organism in Eukaryota, Fungi, Ascomycota, Pichiomycetes, Pichiales, Pichiaceae. Bases 1 to 3156 code for a protein of 1051 amino acids.
AUGAAAGAAGCCCCAGAAAAGGUCAUCAAGCGCAAAUUGCUGCCCAUCGAUUUGGCAAGAAUCAAGGCCUUGAUUCCUGAUGAUGUAAUCUUCGACUACUUUGAUGAGAAUCAGUUGGUACUUGAAGAUAAGCAUUUCACCUGGAAGGAUGGAUUUCAGCAAAAGGACAUCGAUAUUUUUGAGCUUAAAGAUGACGAUGGAAAAGAUCGAGUCUUUAAACAGCUACUUAUAUUCGAGUUUAUAGACGGAGAUCUUACCAAGUCUCGUACUUCCACCACUUUCAAGACUCAAAUGAAAGUCCCCCAGUAUUCUGUUGAGUCAAUCAAAAAAUUGAUUGUCUACCGUAACGAAAAGUUUGAUUCUGCCUUACAAAAGUUCUUGGAUGGUCAUCCGAAUCAUCCGUGGGAUACGCUUACUGAGAUGGCUCAGCAGCAUAUUCCUCAUAAAGCCGAAUUUGUCGAUCCCAUGGCGGAGAUGGAGAGUCGUACAGAUGCCGAUGAUUCCGGCAAAAGACCCUCUGUAGGCAAUCUUAUUGCAAAGUUGAGGCACACAACGUUCUAUAGAGACCAAAUACCCGUCAAUGGUCAGUUCUUUAUUCCUCCUAUAGCUGCCAAAUAUGGAGAUUUGGACUUUGCACUCAGUCCAAAACUAAUGGAGGCAUUGAGUCAAUCAAAGGGUAUUGAGAAAUUCUACUCUCAUCAAGCAGAAGCUAUGAAUAUGAUUCACAGUGGUAAAAAUGUCAUUGUAUCCACGUCUACCUCGUCUGGUAAAUCUUUGAUCUAUCAGCUUCCUGUUCUAGAUGCUAUAGAACGUGAUCCUUGCAUCACAGCCAUGUAUAUCUUCCCCACAAAGGCUUUGGCCCAAGAUCAGAAACGAUCUCUUCGUGAUCUACUCAACUCUAUGCCGGAAAUGAGCAAGUUGGUCGUCGAGACUUACGAUGGAGACACUGAAAAGAAAAACAGAGAGUUCGUUCGGACUAAUGCUUCGAUUAUCUUUACCAACCCGGAUAUGUUGCAUAUGAGUAUCCUUCCCAGCCAUCAUUUUUGGCAAAGAUUCUUGCGUAAUCUCCGUUACGUUGUAAUCGAUGAGUUGCACAUGUACAAGGCCUUGUUCGGUUCUCAUGUGGCGCUCAUUAUGAGACGUUUAUGUAGAAUCUGCUCUCUCUUUGGAAAUACUGAUCUUCAUUUCAUUUCCUGUUCUGCAACAUUGAAAGAUCCCGUGUCUCAUAUGCACAAUAUAUUUGGUGUCCCCUUUGAAGACAUAUAUCAUGUCAGUCAAGAUGGAUCUCCUUCUGGUGGUAAGCAUCUUGUUGCGUGGAAUCCUCCACUAAUCGAUGCUGGUGAUCCUAUGACAGGAAGAGUGAAUUUCAUUGGAGAAUCCGCUCGAAUAGUCAUUGAAAUGAUCAAGAACAAUGUUCGAACGAUCGUUUUCUGCGUUGUUAGACGCACUGUCGAGCUUGUAAUGAAGGAAAUCCGUCAUUUGUUGAAGAAUAAAGACCAAAUGGAGCUACUAGGUCAGGUUAUGAGUUACAGAGGAGGUUAUUCUGCUUCUGAUCGACGUAAAAUCGAGCAACAGAUGUUCCACGGUAACUUGAAGGCUAUAGUGUCUACCAAUGCGUUGGAAUUAGGUAUAGAUAUCGGUUCUUUGGACGCAGUCGUCAUGUGUGGCUUCCCCAUUAGUAUAGCCAACUUCCACCAGCAAAGUGGUCGUGCCGGUAGAAGAAACAAGGAUUCUCUCACGUUGCUUGUCUCCUCGGAUGACCCCGUUAGUCAGUACUAUAUGUCACAUCCUAGAGAGUUGGUCAAAACCGAGUAUCCAGAAUUGGCUCUUGAUUUCGAGAAUAUCCUCGUCUUAGAGGGCCACCUUCAAUGUGCUGCAUAUGAGAUUCCUCUUGCCAAAGAUCUUCAGUUGGAGGAGCCAUUUUUCUGUGACUAUAAGAAGCUAAAGGACGUGGUGGAAAAAAGAUUUGUAUUUGAUCCGUCUGAUAAUCGUUACCACUGUAAUCCCAGGUAUCUUCCCUGGCCGUCUUCCAAAGUGUCUAUUAGAGCCAUCGAGGAAGAUAGCUUUGCUGUGGUUGAUGUUACGAAUGGAAGAGAUGUAGUAAUUGAAGAAGUAGAGGCAUCUAGAAGUACAUAUACAUUAUACGAUGGAGGUAUCUUCAUUCACCAGGGUCUCCCUUAUUUGAUAAGGGACUUCAACCCUGACGAAAGAUACGCCAAAGUGGAGAGGGUGAACGUUGAUUGGACCACCUCUCAAAGAGACUUUACGAACGUCGAUCCGUUAGAGAUAGACAAGAUCCGAUCUUUAAGCAAAAGUGACGUCCCAAUCUACUUUGGCACUGUACAGACGACGAUGAUAGUGUUUGGAUAUUUCAAGAUGGGUCGAAGAAAUCAGAUCUUGGACGCAGUGGAGGUGCACAAUCCUCCAGUUAAAUUUAAAGCAAAGGGACUUUGGAUCGAUAUUCCUGAUAAAGCUUUAGAGUAUAUACAUAUCAAGGGAUUAAGUGCACCUGGAGGCAUCCACGCUGCACAGCAUGCCAUCAUCAACAUGCUUCCCCUAUUUAUAUUGUCUGGCUUGGACGAGAUUCGAACGGAAUGCAAAGCUCCAGAAAAGGAGUUUGGUCACAGAGAGAGCAGCCGGAAAAGACCAGCCAGAUUGAUCAUUUUCGAUAGCAAAGGAGGUCAGUUUGGAUCUGGUUUGAGUACGAAGGCUUUUGAUAACAUCGAUAUCAUUAUUGAACAGGCACUCAAGACUUUGUUGGAGUGUGACUGCGAAUGGGGAUGCCCCAAAUGCUGCGCUGCUGCAAAUUGCAAAGAGAACUCGUUGGUAUUGUCCAAAUAUGCUGCUAUCAUAAUUGUGGCAGUGAUUCUUGGGAAGAAAAUCGAUUUGAACUCUUUACCUAAUGGUCCAGAGCAGAAUAUGCCUGAGAUUACCAUUGAAACUAUUCGUCCUGCAAAGGAGUUUGGUAUGGUAAAGUUUGCAUCUGAUUUGGAGAUCAUAGACGUUCGUAAGGCUGAAAAGCCGCUAAUGCCGUUACCAAAGGAAGAAGAGGUGGUGUAUAUGAGUAGUAGCGUGAGGGAAGCAAGACAAGAAGUGAAACAAGAGAAAGAUGACGAUGAGAUAAUUGUCAAAAGAGAAGAUCAGGAUCACGUAUAA